AGACAACCUUUUGAUUCACCUUAUUUGAUUUACCUAAACAGGAGUAUCUUCCGGGCUGUUUUGUUAGCGAAAGGGGGCGUCGAUUACCGUAAAUCCUAAUGUAAUGCAGCUGUUAGGAUAGCCUGCAUAAUGCCAUUGACUACCUUAUUUUUUAUCUUUCUUUGGAGCAGUUUUGCUUCAAAAUGAUAUGAUCUAAUCGCGGAAACAAUGCCACUAGACCAACAGGAACUCGAGCUAACAUUGGCGCUGUCACUGCCCCUAUCCCGCAUUGACAGCUGGGUUACGCGGAGGCUCGUCGGUCGUAUGCUUUGUGUGAUGCGGGAAGCUGCUGAACGUUUUGUUGUGGAAUUGAAAUCGACAUUGUGAAAAAGUCUUUGUUCAUCUUUUCAUUCAAAACGGAGUUUGAAAUUCGGCAAGGAGAGAUGAAGAAUCUACUCCCUGGGAUAGUCCUGACGUUGUUGAUAUUUUUAGAGUACAUAGAGGCCAAAAAGUACUGCUGGUAUUUUGAAGGCGGAUACCCCAUCUACUUUAUAUGCCGCUCGUACGAGGACUGCUGUGGGACCCGAUGCUGUGUCCGAGCCCUCUCCAUCCAGCGGCUAUGGUACUUCUGGUUGAUGCUGAUGAUGGGGGUGCUAUUCUGCUGCGGAGCAGGCUUCUUCUUCCGCAGGUGCAUGCACCCCUCGCCCCUCAGCGACGAGCAUGCCUUCAACGUCUCCUUCACCAGGCAGCCUGUGUCCACGCCAGUAUCCCAGCAGCCUGGCAUGGUAGGCUAUGGCGACCCCGGCGGCGUCAUGACUUCCCCCCUCACCCCCGUCUACCCCAUCCAGCCCGGCCCCGCCCAUAUGAUGAACGACUACCCUCCACCGCCCUCGUACUGUAACCACCCACCCCCGCCUUAUGAACAGAUUUUCCGGACACCAGAGAAGAAGACCUGAGCCCUAGGACCAUGCUUCAGGACUACCUGACAU
Oncorhynchus tshawytscha (Chinook salmon) is the source of this 968-nucleotide messenger RNA. Its product is annotated as vesicular, overexpressed in cancer, prosurvival protein 1. Lineage: Eukaryota; Metazoa; Chordata; Actinopteri; Salmoniformes; Salmonidae. The coding region runs from base 423 to 935 and encodes 170 amino acids. Gene Ontology annotation, cellular component: cytoplasmic vesicle membrane. The record is from RefSeq and is a predicted model, not a curated record. The transcript is spliced from 6 exons.